AUGGCGGACUACAAGAGCUACUUGGCUGCGAGUAUCUUGACUGAGGAUAAAGUGGUCACUUAUCGCCUUCUUAGCCGGGCUCUGAAAGUCCAUGUCAAUGCAGCAAAGGAAAUGCUCUAUGACUUCCAUAGUCAGCAGAAUGCGAAGAAACCUGGAGCUGUCCACGCAACCUAUCUUGUCAGCGGCACAAAACGAAAAGAAACACCCGUUGUAACGAAUGGAGGGGCAAAGAAGGAUGGCGAGGACGAUUAUAUGCAGAGCAGUCCAUUUAUGAGCAGUUCAAUGCCACAAUCGGAGGAAGAUACUGGCGAAACCUCCGGCUUGACUAUAUCCUUGGUGCGCGAAGAGGAGUUGGACGAUCUACGCUCCCAAUACGAGAAGAUCAGUGCGAUACAUAUCUACAGUCUCGAACCCCAUCCAUUGAAGGAUCUACAGGUACUUUCAGAUGUAACCCGAGAGAUGCAAGAACUCUGCGCCACUGAAGACCCUCUCGAAUCUGCCUCCAAAUACGGUUCAAUAAUAAGCAAGAACGUCAAACGACGAGCAGCCCGAAGACCACCUUCAGCAGCCGCUCCCGUCCCAGCAAAGGUCCCAGCACUUAAAUCCAAACCCUCCGAGACCAAAGAAACCCCUAAGUCCUCCAAACCCGUAAAAGAAGAGCCUAAGUCCCAACCCUCGAACGCAAACGACUUCUUUGGAAAAGGAAAAGUGAAGGCCAAACCAGCAGCUACAAGCAACCCCCCUAGCAAAGAAUCUACUCCCAAUCCGCCGACCUUGAAGAAAGAAUCAUCCAGCAUUUUCAAGUCUUUCGCCAAAGCCAAGCCCAAGCCGAAACCAGAGGAAGUAGCAGACGAGCCCAUGAAGGAUGUCUCAGAUGACGAGGAAGAAACUUAUGUUCCACCUCCCCCAUCGAAAGAAAUUGUAGACAGCGAUCGUAAGUCUAGGAAAGAACGGGAAGCGGUGCUAAAGAAAAUGAUGGAGGAAGAUGACGACGAUGAGGAACCAGCUGUAGCGUCGCCUGAGGUGGUGGAAGAAGAGGAGCCUAUUGAAGAGCCGAAACCGAAGGCUGAGUCUGAGGAAAAGGAAGAGCCACCUAUUGUUAGUGGUGGGAGGAGGAGGGGACGUAGAAGGGUUAUGAAGAAGAAGACCGUGAAAGAUGAUGAGGGAUAUCUUGUGACGAAAGAGGAGAUGGAUUGGGAAUCUUUCUCUGAAGACGAGCCAGCUCCAGCACCGAAGCCAAGAAUACAGUCUUCUUCGACGACAUCUAAGACGAAGAAACCGGCUGCUAAGACGGGGCAGGGGAGUAUUAUGUCGUUUUUUGGCAAGAAAUAA
This is a messenger RNA of Lachnellula hyalina, 1332 nucleotides long. It is a transcript of the gene Pold3, whose product is annotated as DNA polymerase delta subunit. Gene Ontology annotation, cellular component: delta DNA polymerase complex; nucleus. Bases 1 to 1332 code for a protein of 443 amino acids. The transcript is spliced from 6 exons. The record is from RefSeq and is a predicted model, not a curated record. NCBI's taxonomy places the organism in Eukaryota, Fungi, Ascomycota, Leotiomycetes, Helotiales, Lachnaceae. Gene Ontology annotation, molecular function: DNA-directed DNA polymerase activity. Gene Ontology annotation, biological process: nucleotide-excision repair, DNA gap filling; DNA strand elongation involved in DNA replication; DNA synthesis involved in UV-damage excision repair.